Molecule: messenger RNA, 1517 nt
Organism: Neohortaea acidophila
Lineage: Eukaryota; Fungi; Ascomycota; Dothideomycetes; Mycosphaerellales; Teratosphaeriaceae
Exons: 3
Coding region: 413-1312 (299 amino acids)
Source: RefSeq, a predicted model, not a curated record
CUCCAACACGAGCUACACAUGUGACGCGAUACUUCUUCACGGCCACUUCACCUGCUCCCUGUCCAAAAUGCUGACAUUUGAACGUCGGGAUCGUCAGAUGCGCGUGGUUGUUGCCAAAGGGACGGGAUGGAGACCGCGCGCGGCUCGCGUUCAAAGCACGCCUCUCCACAUUACGUCACGUCUCAAACAUUCACUUGCCCUUUCCCAUCGUGGUGUUCAUCAGUCAGGCGAGAACUACUGCACAUGCCUUCAAGAGAAUAAGUUGUUCUCAUCUUAUCACUUCAGUCCGUGAUUGAUUGGCCUGUCUCUCUCACAUCGGGAGCUUCUCUUGCUCAAGAACCCCUCCUUCUCCACACUCCAGUGCAGCUGACCUGCUCACCGAUCCAACCCAUUGCCCUGCAACAUCGCAGGCAUGGCUGAGACACACCACUUCGACGCGGCCAGCCUAUUCUCCAUGAAAGGCCAUGUCGCUGUCAUCACCGGCGGCGGUACGGGAAUUGGUCUAAUGGCCACCCAGGCCCUCUCGCAGAACGGCGCGAAAGUCUACAUUACUGGUCGACGCAUGGACGCGCUGGAGAAUGCAGCCAAAAAGCAUCAGCCCAAGGAUGGGACCGGCGGCGAGAUCAUCCCAAUUGGCCCCUGCGAUGUCACCAAAAAGGACGACCUCGAAACACUGGUCGCGGACAUCCAGAAGAAGGAAAAGUACAUCACGCUGUUGAUGGUCAACGCCGGCAUCACUGGCCCCAAGACCAAGCCGGAUGAAGACGACGCCGACGAUCUGAAGAAGAAACUCUGGGAGAAUGAGAGUGUGGCAGAUUGGCAGGAAGCCUUUGAGACGCUCGUCACCGGCGUUUACUUCACCACCGUCGCCUUCCUGCCCCUUCUCCAGGCCGCAAUUCAGCCGAAAGGGCCACAGGAGAAGUUCGGCGCCAGUGUCAUCACCACCUCUUCCAUGAGUGGCAUCAUGAGAGACGCCCAAGGUCAUUUUGCAUACAACACUGCAAAAGGAGCAACAGUCCAUCUGACCAAGCUCAUGUCUUCCGAGUUCUUGCGUGCUUCCAUUCGCGUCAACUCCAUCGCACCAGGAUAUUUUCCCUCCGAACUCACAGAUCCCACGCACGAGUCGGACGACAGACAGAAGUCAAAUUUUCCUCAGAAGAAAAUUCAGCAAUACAACCAUGUUCCCAACGAAAGGCCUGGCCGCGAGGAGGAGAUGGGCAUGACGGUCCUGUACCUUGCCAGGAACGAGUACGUCAACGGUGAGAUCAUCGCCGUUGAUGGGGGCGUCCUGAAUGUUGUUCCUGGCCGAUGAACGGAGAUUAGAACAAUCCAAUGCAUAGACAUAGGCGCCUUUGACUUGGCUAGAGGCAUAGAUGUAGAUGGGGCGGAUUGCCCGGCCGACAUGCGUUCUCUCUACUCAACCAUUCAUGAAAAGUCGGGACGAGAGAUGCUCCUGGGCACAUCACCUUUCUGUAGUGUAAGGGAGAGAUGCCGCACUGCCGCUGCAUCCACCUAAA